AUGACAGUCAUUCAUAAGCAGACAGAAGAAAUCCUUCGAGCUUGGUUACAUAACGUUGGAUUUGACCUCCGACAGGCAGCGCGGCCAUUUCACACAGAACUUUACGCGGAGCUCGAAGAAUGGAUCACUUCCCAGAAUCUCCAGGAGCACCAACUGAGCCGCAUUUUGGUGCUCUUGCCAGCAUGUACCAGCGCCGCAGAUAAGUGGUAUCCUCAUGCUACCCACCAGGUGAAACGAUACAUUGCGCUCUACACCACCUUUCUUCUCUAUGUAGACGAUAAAGCAGAACAGGACCUUGAAAGCAUCCUUCCCGAUCUUAAGCGAGUUUCAUCUGGUGCCUGCAAUGGUCUCCAUGCUUUAAAGUGCGAUGAUACUGUUGUGGAUCUGUGGUUGGAGCUCGUUGCUACUGAAACCGGGAAGCUGUAUGGUCCUUAUUCAACUGGGGUCAUUACCAAGGGCCUCGUCGACUUCAUGCUGGGGAAUACAGUCGAAUCAAUUUGCGCGGCAGGCCUGCUGAAGCUUCCAGCAAAGUUUGGACAAAGAGCAUCCAAGUUUGUACGUGACAAGACCGGCGCUGGGGAAGUAUAUGCCCAUUUCAUAUUCCCUGAGCAUCUUGCAGCUGAGAAUGGGCACUUGCCGACCUAUGCGCCCUUUGUUGCAUGUAUGCUGGACAUCAUUGACGAUGUGAACGAUAUUCUGUCGUUCUUCAAGGAGUCGGUGGUCGGAACCGAGAUGAACACGAACAUCAUGAACAGAGCUCGUACCUCAGGUUGCAGCCCUCAUUAUGUGCUAGAGCAAAUUUGCAGGGAAACAGUUGAGACUGCGGAUGCUGUCAGUAAUGCAGUUGGGGGAAAGAGUGUUGUUGGGAAGCUUUGGAAGGACUUUAUUAACGGCUAUAUUAUGUGGCACAUUUGUGAGGACCGGUAUCAGCUGAAGGAAAUUGGGAUCGCGAUGAGACACGGACAAACAGUGUCUAAUAGUAUUGAAUAA
Messenger RNA from Aspergillus puulaauensis, 990 nucleotides. RefSeq lists its product as uncharacterized. The transcript has a single exon. The record is from RefSeq and is a predicted model, not a curated record. Bases 1 to 990 code for a protein of 329 amino acids. Gene Ontology annotation, molecular function: carbon-oxygen lyase activity, acting on phosphates. NCBI's taxonomy places the organism in Eukaryota, Fungi, Ascomycota, Eurotiomycetes, Eurotiales, Aspergillaceae.